Opisthorchis viverrini is the source of this 618-nucleotide messenger RNA. RefSeq lists its product as hypothetical. The transcript has 2 exons. NCBI's taxonomy places the organism in Eukaryota, Metazoa, Platyhelminthes, Trematoda, Opisthorchiida, Opisthorchiidae. Gene Ontology annotation, cellular component: cytoplasm; nascent polypeptide-associated complex. The record is from RefSeq and is a predicted model, not a curated record. The annotation marks the transcript as partial. Gene Ontology annotation, biological process: protein targeting to membrane.
AUGGCUCCUGGAGCUGAUGAGAAGCCUGAAGUGAAGCCGGAUGUCUCUGACUCUGAGUCUGACUCAGACGACUCUGCUCCGGAGUUGGCUGAAGCAAAAGAUCAAGGUGACACUAAAGGAGCUGGACUAACAGAUGAUCUUCUCAGCCGCAGUAAGCAGUCUAGAAGCGAGAAGAAGGCUCGAAAAGCAAUGUCGAAACUUGGUUUGAAGCCUAUCCCUGGAAUUUGUCGCGUCACUAUAAGAAAAGCCAAGACCAUCAUGUUUGUUAUCAGUCAGGCCGAGGUGUACAAGUCCUCGGCCUCAGACACGUAUAUAAUAUUCGGAGAAGCUAAAGUCGAAGAUAUGUCAGCACAGGCCCAAAUAGCAGCUGCCGAAAAGCUCCGAAGUCAAGCAAUGGCCGGAUCCGGUUUGGGUGCUUCUGGUGUUCUCUCAAAAGAUGUGGGUGGUUCAAUCACAAAGACUGCCAUACCGGAGGAAUCUGAGGAUGAGGAGGAGCCUGAUGCCACGGGUUUGGGCGAGAAAGAUAUCGAGCUUAUAAUGCAGCAGGCCAGUGUUUCUCGUAGUAAAGCGAUUAAAGCUCUUCGGGAAAAUAACAACGAUAUGGUUAAUGCCAUAAUG